Dermatophagoides farinae (American house dust mite) is the source of this 993-nucleotide messenger RNA. RefSeq lists its product as uncharacterized. NCBI's taxonomy places the organism in Eukaryota, Metazoa, Arthropoda, Arachnida, Sarcoptiformes, Pyroglyphidae. The record is from RefSeq and is a predicted model, not a curated record.
AUGAAUACAACAGAAGAACAGAUAUUGAUGAAAAAUUUUGAUAUUGAAAAAUUUAUUUUUGAUCAAUCAAAACGAAUAUUUUUAUUAAGGGAAAAUAUUUUAGCUAUAAAUAAUCGUAUGGUUGUCAAUUUGAAAGAAAUUAUUGAACAGCUGAUGUAUGAUACAAAUUAUUUGCCAAUAACAUCACAAAGAAUGCUUUUAUUUGAUCUUUGUAAAGAGAAAAUAAUCGAAUUGUUUCCAAUGGAUUUGAAUGUGAAUAUGAAUAAUGAUGAUCAACAUACGAAUGAUUCUCCAACAUUAAUGAUACCAUUGAAAAUGCAAAAAAUAAUAUGGCCUUCAGAUUUUAAUAUUUUUGCACAAAUAGUUUAUGAUAGAAUCAAGAGAUUAAUAUUACCAAAUCAUGAUCAAAGUACGUCCAAUAAUAAUGAUGAUGAUGAUGGUGAUGAAACUACCAAUGUAAUAUAUACGAAGCAAAAAAGAAUCGGAUUAAUGGCCUUUUGUCGACAGCAACGAAAAUUAGAUUUCGUUGACCGAUUAUUAUAUCAUGAGAUGUUAAAUGAACAGCCACAAUGGUUAUGGUCAUAUUUUUCACCAGAAAUGAUGAAACAGAUUAAAAAUGAAUUAUGCAAUACGAUUAUGGACGAUAUCAUAAAUAAUUGUAUAUAUGAACAAUGUAUUCGAAUCAUUAGUUGAUUAUUAUCAUCAGAUUUUUUUUCUCUCCAAUAUUUUUAUUCGGUUUUAUUGACCACAAACACAUCAAUAUAUAUGUUAUAUAUCGAAUUACAGCGAAAAAAAAAUCACAUGUCAAUCAAGAAAUGAAUACUGAAAAGAAGACGACGACAUCAUCAUUGAUGAUAUUUUUUUUUGCUUGUUUAUUUCUCAUCAAAAAAAAAUUUCUACCAACAGUAUCAAUUAGGUUAACGGAUAUCGAGUGGAAAAAAUCGAAAACAACCUAACAUGUCAUCGGAUCAGAUUUAUUUACUAUAUAUUGAU